AUGUCAGCAGAAAUCGAACCACAUGUCCCAUCACCUACAGAUGUCACUCCUAAUACACCAAGUGUUCCCAUAGACUCAUCUCUUGCGCCGCUGCUACCCUUGGAACUGGUUGACAAGGCGAUUGGCGCGCGGAUCUGGGUGAUACUCCGCAGUGGCAGGGAAUUCAAGGGUACGCUUGUUGGCUUUGACGAUUAUGUGAAUAUGGUUCUUGAGAAUGUUACUGAGUACGAUGUGAAUGGAGAUAUCGUGGCAGAACUGCCAAAACUUUUGCUCAACGGCACAAACGUGACCCUCAUCAUCCCAGAAGACCAGUAA
Molecule: messenger RNA, 315 nt
Organism: Magnusiomyces paraingens
Lineage: Eukaryota; Fungi; Ascomycota; Dipodascomycetes; Dipodascales; Dipodascaceae
Exons: 2
Coding region: 1-315 (104 amino acids)
Biological process (GO): mRNA splicing, via spliceosome
Cellular component (GO): U6 snRNP; U4/U6 x U5 tri-snRNP complex; Lsm1-7-Pat1 complex
Molecular function (GO): RNA binding
Source: RefSeq, a predicted model, not a curated record